AUGGAAUGGGUGGUGGUGGAGUCAACGUUGCCAAUCGCGUACAUCGCCCUGUGUGUUGCGGUGGUGAACUUCGGGGCGGUUGCGCCUCGGCAGGAUCGUGACGUGGUUGCGUUGGACGAGCCGUGGCUGCCGGAUCUGGAGCAGUCGGGUCCGACGGCGUCUGCGAACAUUUCGUUAGGUUCUGUGGUGGGGUCCGAGGUUGAGGAGGGACGCGUGGCGGUGAUUCCGGUACUGACGGCCGAAGAGGACUCGGUGGCGGGUAAUGGGUCGAGUAGCGCACCUUCCGCCUCCGGGUCGGGAGCCCCGUCUGGGUCCCGACCUGGUGACGACGCCGGGAGUCCGGGUAAGCAUUUGAUUUGCGUGACCAAGACGCCUGUGACGGAGUUCCGCCAAGUCACAUGCGGGGCCAUGACGCUAAUCGCGCUGACUUGCGGGUUAGCGUUGACCAUUGGCUGUGCGCGCUACGGGAAUAGCCCAGCCGCGGCGUUGUUGAGGCUGCAGACCUACGGACUCAUCGGCAUCUCCGUGGCUGGCUGUUGCUGUCUACAGUUCUACCGGUCAGAGUGCUUCAAACCCAGCCUGCCCCGCGCGACGGGCUAUCUGCACAGCUGGAGACGGAGUCAGAGAGAGAGUCGGAGCAAGGAAAGGGUCAUGAUUGGCUUUUGGAUUAUUGCCAUUUUGGUGUACGCGCUACGACUGAACACGUCUUUGCUACAUGCAGGAGUUUCACAACAUGCCCGGAUGUGGUCCUUCGGAUCACCGAUUGACGGCUUUCGAAUGAGUACGAAUGGAGCGGAUGUUAGCCCGGCGAAUUUGAGUGGAGCAAAUUUGAGUGGAGUGGAUGGGAACGGAAUGGGGGUCAGUGAUGGCGGUUUCUUGCUGUGGAGAUUGGAGGCGAUAGUUGAUUUAGUGUGUUUUGUGAUUUCUGUGGUCGGUUUAAUUUCGUUUUUGAAGCCGAAUCGGCCGCGUGAGGACGUGGAUGGUGUUUUAGCACACGUGUUCGAUGACGGCACAGGCUACAUCCGGCCGGCUACGAGGAAGCCGGAGACGCCGGAAUUGACUAGCGGUUUCAUGCAGCUUAUUACCUUCUCGUGGAUGAACCCGCUGUUCAGUAAGAAUCGGUCCCUGGUGCCGGAUGACCUGUAUCGGCUGAGGGAAUUUGAUCGAGGGUACGCCGUCUAUGCGCGUAUGCAGUGCAUUUGGGAGCGGGGACGUGUGGAUGACUCGCUGCGGCUGGCUAAAUGUCUGCUUCGUUUCGUCAUGCCCCAUUACAUGUAUGCAGGCAUCUUGAAGUUGGCGAAUGAUUCAUUGACGCUAUUGGACAUCCAGCUGCUCAAUUUGGUUGUCAUUUACAUGACCGCGGUAGACAAGAACAUGACCGCGGUCGACUCCGCGGGGGUAGAUGAGACGGGUACUAAUGGCUUAUGGUUGGGUGGUCUGUUGGUGGUUUUGAUGGGAGUGAAUUCGUUGGUGGAGACGGCUUUAAGUCAGCAAUACUUUAACCGGAUGAUGAUUUGUGUCUUGCGAAUUAGAUCUGCAGUGGGUACGGCAGUGUAUGUAAAAAGUUUAAAGGUUGAUCCUGGUCAACUUUCGGGUGGUCAAUCAAAGGAAUUUACGUCGGGUAAGACAAUUAAUUUGUUGUCUACAGACGCGCAACGGAUCGGAAAUAUAAUGCGAAACAUCCAAGUGUUGUGGUUCUCACCGUACCAAAUCGUAAUAAUCAGUUUCAUGCUUUACAAGGAGUUGCGAUACGCGGCCUUUGGCGGUAUUGUGGUGAUGUUGUCCUGCAUGCCGAUCACUAGCGCGAUUACAAAGCGGACGAGACGUCUGCAGAAGGCCGUAAUGGAACUAAAGGAUGAGCGUCUGCGCGCGACCACGGAGGCCGUCCAAGGCAUCAAGGCUAUAAAGGUCUACUCCUGGGAAAGACCGAUCAUCGAUUUGAUAACAGCAAUCCGGCGCAAAGAGCUUAAUGCCCUGUUGAAAACUCAACUCAACUUACUCUUGGCUCGUUUCGUCCUAGCACUCAUACCAGUCCUCGUCGCCGUCGUCAGCUUUGGGUUUUACGUAGUCGUCCUCGCACAACCACUCACACCUGCUGUUGCAUUUACCUCCCUCGCCCUCUUCAACAAACUCCGUGGACCACUCAUGCAACUCCCCAACGUCAUCAUGUCCCUUGCCGAAACCAUGGUCUCCGUCAACCGAGUCCAGGACUUCCUCAACCUCCCCGAAUUACCCAAAAAGCAAGACUUGCCCUGCCAAUCCACUCCACGCUGCAUCCAUCACACUCCACCCGUGUUUGUACACGCCAACCAAGUCACCGUUACCUUCGACGCAGAGCCACAAUACAGCGGCUCCGAACCUGCCGGCUCCGACUACGUGGGCUCUGACCGUGCGGGCGGCAACGCCCCAGCCGCUAGUUCUCACGGUACUAGUUUUCACGCCGACAACUUCCACAGUGAUACUCCCAACGGCACGGGAAACAGCACGACCCAUCCGAAUGGCGACCACGGAACCGAGACUCCACUCCUACUGGACUUCAAAGAACAGGGUAAGUCGCCCUUGAACAAUCAUGAGAAGGGAAUUGUCGAGAACAGAAUCAUCGAGACCACGGGUGAAGAGACCACGAGUUCUGUCUUGUUCAAGGACGUUUCGAUGGAGGUUCGCAAGGGCGAGUUGCUAGCAUUGGUGGGUCGCACGGGUUGUGGUAAGUCGGUGUUGUUGGAGGUGUUGGCUUCUGAGUUUCAUUGCGGGCGGAAGGGUGAGGUGGAUGUGCGUGGUCGUGUGGCGAUAUGCACGCAGACUGCUUGGAUCCGAUCAGGUAGUGUGCGUGACAACAUUAUAAUGGGUCAUGGAUUCGAAUCCGGACGAUAUCAGAAAGUGGUGAAGGCGUGUGCUUUGGAGGCGGACUUUGCGAUUUUGGCGGAUGGCGAUUUGACUGAGAUCGGUGAACGCGGUGUCAACUUGUCGGGAGGGCAGAAGCAACGCAUAGCGUUAGCUCGUGCAGUGUACUUCGAUGCCGACGUGUAUCUUCUGGACGACGUAUUGAGUGCUGUGGACACACACGUUGCCGCACAUAUUUACAAACAUGUGUUGCGCGGUCUGCUGCGGCAUAAGGCGGUGGUGAUGGCGACGCAUCGGUUUGAGUGCCUGCACAGUGCGACCCAAAUCUACUUAUUGCGUCCGGGGCAGCUUCCGCGUGUAUUCUCUAGCCUGGCCGAGGCCUAUACGGACGCAGACUUCAGCCAGCUCGCCAACUCCGACGCCCAACAGUCGCCCCGAAAUGUCAACGGGUCGGAGUGGGGUUCACCCACCGAUUCGGAGUUAGGUGGUGGUGGUGGUGGCAAGGUGAGAGGCGGCAGACUGGGCAGUGGUAGGCUGGGCAAGGACUCUCCGCGCCAGCCGUACCGGAGCUGGGAUUUCGGAUACGUGGGAGCGGGCCCAGAAGGAGCACUUAACGGGCCCGGAUUGCUAAGCAAACUCGUCGUGUCCGCGCCCCUGGCAUACGGUCUGGUGGAGACAGCCGCUCCUGUAGCCUCCAUGGUCACCACUACCUCUUCGGUCCCCAUGGACGAGAUGACCUUCGACGAGAUGACCGUCGACGAGUCCAACGGGCUCCAGACUGUGGACUCACAGGUCCUCAACGGCGCCGCGGUGAGCGAGUUUGGUCAUGGAGACAAUUUAUCGAAGGAGAAACGGGACGGCAAGAAGCGGGGUAAGCCGCAGACGUUGGUGGAACGGGAGAUGAUGGGCGAGGGACAGGUGGGCAAGGAGGUGUAUCUUUGCUACAUCCAAGCCGGCGGUGGCGUGGUGGUUAUGGCGUUACUGGUCUUCCUGCUGGUGUCAACCUACGGCGUGUCAGUGGGUUCAACCUUCUGGCUCUCGUACUGGUCGGAUCAUAGCGGGAAGGACAUGACCGUUGCUCGCGGGUUGGGGACGUACGGGGCCUUCCAGGCGGCGCAGUUGGUGUUGUUGCUGUGGGUCCUGAGUGUGUUGAUUUACGUCUCCCAAAGGGCCGCACGCGUGUUCCAUACAAGGAUGUUGUACCGUGUAAUUCACGCGAAGGUACAGUUCUUCGAAUCGAACCCGAUCGGUCGGCUAAGCAACAAGUUCUCCAAAGACUUGUAUACGAUCGAUGAGUCGCUGCCGAGCACACUCUAUUCGUUUCUGUCACAGUUCGUGAACGUAAUCGGUGUGUUCAUGGCCAUCGGAAUCGUCAUUCCGGAAAUGGUCCUGGUUAUUCUCCCCACGCUCACACUCUAUAUCAUGAUCGAGAGGAUGUACGUGACGGUGGCGCGACAGUUCAAGCGCAUAGACAGUAUUUCGCGCUCGCCUGUGUUCACUCACUUCUCUGAAAGCCUCGAUGGCGCCAAGACCAUCCGGGUAAUGAAGUGCGUGGACCAGUUCAUUGGCCACCAUCUCAAGUGGCUCGACGAGAGCAUGAGCGCAAUCUAUAUUUAUACCGUGAGUAAUCGCUGGCUCUCGAUCCGAUUAGAAUGUGUGGGCACCAUCAUUGUCGUAUGCGCUGGCUUGUUCUGCAUCAUGCUUAAAUCCAGACUAACUGGCGGCAGCGCCGGCUUGGCGCUCAGCUACGCCAUCAAUGUAACCAGCUCCAUCAACUCCCUGGUCCGACUUUCCGGUGACCGCGAGACGGACAUCAUUGCACUGGAAAGGACCAUCGAAUACGACCAAGACGAGAACUGCCCCCAAGAAGACUACGUGGGGAAACCCAGGAGUCGAAAUACACCAUCCGACGUCAAUGUAUCCGGUAUCCAGACCAAGUCGUAUAUAGCGGUGGCGAGAUCAGGGGAGGCGAAAUCAGGUGAGUUAGCAACUGUGACCCGGUCGGGUGAGUUAGCAACUGUGACCCGGUCGGGUGAGUUAGCAACUGUGACCCGGUCGGGUGAGUUAGCAACUGUGACCCGGUCGGGUGAGUUAGCAACUGUGACCCAGUCGGGUGAGUUAGCAGCUGUGACCCAGUCGAACCGAGUCAUGUCUCAACAGGCUUCUGGAUCGACGAGUCUGGAGUUCAAGAAUGUGUCUUUACGUUACCGUGUUGGACUUCCAUUUGCACUUAAAAACGUUUCCUUUAGUAUCACCCGCGGUGAAAAGGUUGGCAUUGUUGGCAGGACUGGGGCGGGCAAGAGCUCGAUACUGGUAUGUUUGCUACGGUUGGUGGACGUUACGGAGGGUGAGAUACUGAUGAACAAUCGCAACAUUGACCGGCAUGCUGUGGACAGACUGAGGAUGGAAUUGGCUAUCAUUCCGCAAGAUCCGGUUGUCUUUACUGGCACUAUCAAGAGUAACCUAGACCCGUUCAGGAUGACAGACGCGGGAACCCUGUGGGAGGCGUUGGAAAAGGCGUGUUUGAAGACGUUCGUAGAGAGCCUACCUGGGCAGCUGGAGCAUCCGGUAUUUGAGAAUGGACGAAACCUGUCGGUAGGCCAAAAGCAACUCUUAUGUCUCGCAAGAGUCCUCAUUAGAAAGACCAAAAUUCUUUUGCUCGAUGAAGCAACCAGUGCGGUCGACCCACAAACGGACGCUCUCAUUCAACAGUGUUUAAGGACCGAGUUUAAGGAUACCACAAUUGUUACCAUUGCACAUCGACUCAAAUCAGUCGUAGACUACGACCGAGUCAUUGUCAUGGACGCGGGCACCAUCAAAGAACAAGGGAACCCAGAAACGCUUCUACAAGAUCGUGCUUCCGAAUUCUACACCAUGUAUAACCAGCACAAUUAA
Gregarina niphandrodes is the source of this 5736-nucleotide messenger RNA. Its product is annotated as putative multidrug resistance-associated protein 1. The transcript has a single exon. The coding region runs from base 1 to 5736 and encodes 1911 amino acids. NCBI's taxonomy places the organism in Eukaryota, Apicomplexa, Conoidasida, Eugregarinorida, Gregarinidae. Gene Ontology annotation, molecular function: ABC-type transporter activity; ATP hydrolysis activity; ATP binding. Gene Ontology annotation, cellular component: membrane. Gene Ontology annotation, biological process: transmembrane transport. The record is from RefSeq and is a predicted model, not a curated record.